This is a messenger RNA of Paramecium sonneborni, 712 nucleotides long. NCBI's taxonomy places the organism in Eukaryota, Ciliophora, Oligohymenophorea, Peniculida, Parameciidae. The record is from the annotation of a GenBank genome assembly.
GUUUCUUUUAAUCCUAAGAUAUUAUUGUAAAUAAAAGAAAAAUGAGAAUAUUUUUAAGUCUUUUGUUUUCAUUAUAUUCAUAUGGAUGGAUUUAACAUAAUUGGUUGAAACAUGUAAUUAAAAACAAUAAAAAGGGAAUUUGAUAUUAGAAAAUAACCAAAUUUUUUGAUUCCUAUUUGGAUAUAUCAUGCUAGAAGAGAACAUUAUAUAUAUUAUGAAUAAUCAAGAUUGGCUAGAGGAUUGACAACAACUUUUUCAUAUUAUGAUUGGGAUCCUGUAUCAUAAAUGGUUUGUUAUACUGACAAAUAAGGAAAAUAAAGAUUUGAGAAAAGUAUUUUCAAUAGAGAAAGACUUGAUAUUAUUGAUAAUGCUUUAUUUGAAGAGAUUUUUAGAGGAGAAAUGACAGCAGAAAAAAUUAAAAGAGGAUCACUUUUAGUAGCUUAUGAAUUGAAUUGUAAUAAUCGAUUUGAUUUAGAUGUAUAAAUAUAUUUAUAAUUAGAAUUAUUUGCAUUACAAACCUAUAAAUUUUAUGGAUAUUAUUAGAGGACUUCAUUUUUAAUUUUAUGUCUAACUCGGUUUAACAAAUUAAUAUAGAUAUGAUCAUUUUAUAUCUAAACCUGAUUGGUUGUAUGAAUGGGAAUAAUGGAAGAUUGAAUUAAAUGGAAUGAAUCGAUUAAAUUUUUUUAAUAAAUUAUUAUUAUCAUUUAAAUGA